AUGCACUACGUUCCAAUCUCAUAAACAGAAAGGCGUAUAUCAAAGUUAAAACACAAAAAUAAAUAGAAGACUAUGUUUAUAAUAGUGGGAGCAUUACUUAUUUGUUUAAUAGCAAUGUUGGUGCUUAUUGUAUUAGAUGUUAAUAGUAUUGUUUUAUUAUAUAAGAUUAUGUUAAGAUUAACAGUAUAUUUUAAAUAUGGUAACCACAAAACACAGUUGCUAUGGUUUAGACUUAAAGAGAUGUGAUAUAAUCAAAACAUAAGUAGAUUGAUGAAGAAUUGUUUCAUCUUAAAUCUAUAUUUUAAGAGAAAGCAUAUAAAGAAGCCACAAAUUUAAAAUUACCUAUAAUAGAUAAGAAUGAAUAUUAAUAUUUCACUCUAUCAAAUGGAUUAAAAGUAUUAGUGAUAUAGGAUCCAGAAGCAAAAAUUGCAUAAGCAGCAUUAUGUGUAAAUGUAGGUUCAUGGACAGAACCAGAUGAAUAUCCAGGUUUAGCUCACUUUUUAGAACAUAUGUUAUUUUAAGGAUCAAAGAGUUAUCCAUAGGAAGGAUAUUUCUAAAAAUUGGUAGCAGAAGGAGGUGGAUCAACAAAUGCAUAUACUAGAGGAGAAGAAACAAAUUAUUAUAUGAAAAUAAAUAAUGAAAGAGUAGUGGAAGCUUUAUAAGUGUUUGCUCAUUUUUUUAUUGAUCCUUUAUUGGAUUCUAGUAUGGUUGAUAGAGAAGUAAAUGCAGUAAAUAGUGAAUAUGAAAUUGCAGUAUCAGGUGAUUUAUGGAAGAUUUCUCAUUUAUUUUAGAUUUUAUCAAAUAAACCAAUAGGUAGAUUUACAAUAGGUUCAUUAAAAACUUUAAAAGAUCCAAUGAAAGAAUUAGUAAAAUUUCAUUCACAAUACUAUAGUGCAAAUAUAAUGAGUUUAGUGGUAAAAUCAAAUUAUCCUGAUAUGGCCAAAUGGAUUAGAGAAUAAAGUGAUUUUUCAUAAAUUCCAAAUUUGAAUUUAAAAAAAAAAUCAAAAUUACAUUUACCUUUAAAAAAAACAGGUUUAAUGGUUAAAUAUAAAACAAAUGGAGAUAAAAAUUAAUUAAUUUUAGCUUAUUAAUUGGAUUCUCCUAGAAGUGCUAAAAAAAGCAAAACUUUACCUAUGAUAGCAUCAUUAAUAAAAUCAAAACAUAAGGAAGGAUUAUUAGAUUAUUUAGUUAGAUAAAAGAUGGCUUUAAAUGUUGAUGCAGGUACAUUUUUAGAAGGAAAUGGAGAUUUUACAUUCUUUCUUAUAGAAAUUGAAUUAAUUGAAGGAGUAGAUGAACUUAAAGUAGCUGAAACUGUUACUGGAUAUUUUAAUAAUAUGUUAGAUUAAUUCUUUCAAGAAGAAGAUAAGAAUGAAAUUAAUUAUACACCAUAUUUAGAAGAAAUAUGGUAACAAUACAAAUAAUUACAAUUAUCAUAAUACAAUUAUCUAGAUAACAAUCAUUAUCCUACUGUAUAAUAAAUAGCUCAUAAUCUAAAUUACUUUGAUUAUACUGAUGCUAUGAGUAUUGAAUUUUUAUAUGAGGAAUUCUAACCUGAAAUUAUAUAUAAUUAUUUGACUGAAAUGCUCAAUCCAUCAAAUAUUGUUAUAUUUCAUGGUUCACCUAAAUUUACUAAUCUUAAAUAAUCAUCAGAAUUAUAUAGAUUAGAAUAUGAAAUCUAAACUCUUUCUAGAGAAUAAAUCAAAAAAUUGUCUAGUGCUGUUACUACUAAAGUUGUACUUUUUGAUUGGAUCAAAAGUAAAUAAUUACCAUUGUUAUUACCUAAAAUUAAUACUUUCAUUCCUAAAGAUUUUAGUAUUAAAUCUCUAUGUAGAGAAUAAACUUCAUUUAUAUAAGCUCCUCUUGUAUUUAAAAGCAAAGAAGACUGUAUUUAACAUGAAAAAGAAUAUGAAACUAUUAAUCAUUAUCCUCUUAUGAUUAAAAGAACUGUUGAAACUAAAGCUUGGUGGAAAUUACAAAGAUAAUUUUAAGUUCCUUAAAUAUUUACAGGUGUUAUGUUUAAUACACCUAAAUCUAUUAAUUCAUUAAAAGAUAAACUCUUGAUUUAAGUGUUUAAUACUCUUGUAACUGAUAAUUUAAAUUAAGAAAUUUAAGAAGCUAUUGAUGCUGGAUAUCAAUUCUAAUUUACACCAAGUAUUAAAGGGGUUUCACUUGAAUUAUAUGGAUGGUCUGAUAAUUAUUAAUCAUUCUUUGAAAAAGUUCUGUAAUCCAUAAAUAAUUUAAAAUAUGAUUCAUUUUAUUAAGUGAAAUAGAAAUUGAUGAUCUAUUACAAUAAUAUUUAUUAAGAUAAAUUAUUUAGAGUAGCAAUGUCAGAAUAUUUGAAUUAGGUUGUUUAAGCUUAAUAUUAUACAUCUCAACUAUUUUAAGAAGAAUUGGCUACACUAGAUUUAGAAAGUCUAUAAGAAUUCCAUUCUAACUAUUUCUCUAACUUUAGAGUAUCAUCUUUUGUAAGUGGCAACAUCCUUAGAUCUGAAGUAGAAGAUCUUUUACAUACAAUUAGAAAGGUCUUCCAUAAAUCAAGUAGUCAUACAUCAGAAGAACCUCAUGUUUACAAUAUAAGAGAUUUUACUAAUAAAAAUAUUGUUGUCCCCUUAAUUCAUAAGGGUGGUGAUAAUAAUGAUGUAAAUGGUGUUACUAUUAAUUAUUAUUAAAUUGGACAUAGAAAUAAAAAGAAUUUUGCUAUAAUGAAUCUUAUACAAUAAUUCUUCCAUAAUCAUGCAUUCUAAUAUCUUAGAACUGAGAGAUAAUUGGGUUAUGUUGCUCUAAUGAGAUUCAUACCUAUUGGUUGUAUUGAUGGUGCUGCAAUAAUUGUUUAAGGUACAGCAUAAAUGCCUUAUGUUGUUAAUUAACAUAUUGAAGACUUUUUGAAAUAAUUCCAUAAUGUACUAUUAUCAUUAGGUGAUGAUUAAUUAGAUAAUAUUAAAAAUGGAGCUGUAUUAUUAAAUUAUAUCUUAUUUAGAAAUCUGCCCUUUAAGAGAAAGAUAAAUCAUUAUAUGAUGAAAGUGCCUAUAUUUGGAGUUAGAUUAGAGGUAAUAAUCUCUAAUUAGAAGAAAAAGAGAUUGCAAUUGCUAUGAUUGAUGAAAUAUUGUAAAAAGUAUACAUAGUUAAUUAAUUAAAAGGAUAUUGUAGAGUUUUAUGAAAAAUACUUUAUUAAAUAAUAAAAUAAGUUAAGUUUGUAGAUAUAUGGUAAAGGAUUGAUAGAACAAUUUAAUUAAGUUAAAGACAAUUUAUUGGAAAAGGAAUAAAUCAUAGAAUUGAAAACUCUUAAUGAAUUUAAAUGUGCUUAUACCCUAAAUAAUUUAUGA
Paramecium pentaurelia is the source of this 3323-nucleotide messenger RNA. The record is from the annotation of a GenBank genome assembly. Lineage: Eukaryota; Ciliophora; Oligohymenophorea; Peniculida; Parameciidae.